AAAGCAAUGGGACAAAAUAAGAUAGAAAUAAAACUUAUUGCAAAACUAGCACGGAGAGCACAAACUUUCAAAAAGAGGAUUAAGGGACUCUUUAAUAAAGCAUAUGAACUCUCAGUGUUGACGAAAAGUAAAGUUGCAGUAGUCAUUGUUAAAGAAGAUGGUAAACUUGAAACUUAUCCUUCCUCUAAUCUAACUCCAAUUCUA
This is a messenger RNA of Scheffersomyces coipomensis, 204 nucleotides long. Its product is annotated as MADS-box domain-containing protein. NCBI's taxonomy places the organism in Eukaryota, Fungi, Ascomycota, Pichiomycetes, Serinales, Debaryomycetaceae. Gene Ontology annotation, molecular function: protein dimerization activity; DNA-binding transcription factor activity, RNA polymerase II-specific; RNA polymerase II cis-regulatory region sequence-specific DNA binding. The record is from RefSeq and is a predicted model, not a curated record. Gene Ontology annotation, biological process: regulation of transcription by RNA polymerase II. The annotation marks the transcript as partial. The transcript has a single exon.